AUUACAAUAUUAAAAUUAAAAAUACUGUGUAAUCAGUUAUGCAGUUCACUACUGGAGAGUCUAUUUAAAGUUCUGAAACAUUAUGCCUCUGUUGGACAUGGCUGCGUAAGAACAUUGCGUGUAUUACGUGAUCAGAAGCAUCGCUCUAUAUUUAUCAAAUCAUGGGGCUUGCUGCGCUGCAUGCUCGUGCAAAAGAACGCCCACCAAAGGACAUACAACAUGAUGCUGCUGAGACUCCAGACCCCCUAACCCUUCACCUCCUGUAGACCAGGGUCACAGCUGAAGAAGCACAGGUUAUAUUGCACCCUCCAUAUCAAAAUGGAAGACUUCGAAUACAGUGUGGAGAUCUGUGACCGUGACUGGGAAUGCUUCUUUGAGGAGUGCGAGGAGUGUAACCUGCUUCCUCCUUCAUUAGCAGGCGUGGAUGACUCGGGAAUGAGUGACAUUGAUGAUACAGCAUCCAUUCUUGCUAAGAGGGUUCAGAAAGUCGACCCAACAGCAGGCUUUACAGAGGCUGACCGCCUCAUCGACGGCCCCCCAGACUGUGAGGGCUCUCCUGUGGAGCAUUACCUCGGCAAACACGGCGUCGGUGGAAUGGAGAGCGUCCUGUCUGGCAGUGAGGAGGAUAUACACCUGCAGUCUGUCAAUAUAUUCUUUGAACGGCUGAAAAAUGUUACAGAGGCUGAGAGGCUUACUGACCCGAGCCAAGUGAGAGAUGGAAAAAACAGAGAGGCAAUACAGAAGGAGGAGUGGUGUAGUGAUGGGCAACAAGCCAGCUGCACUACUUUGCCAAAAAACAUCCCCAAGUUAAACUAUCUGCCUGCCAGGGGUGAAACAGCAGUUGGCAAAGAGACCACAAAGCCUGUCAACACCAUCAGCAACAUAAUGAAAACAGUGAAAAAAGACGAGCCUGGUUCCAACAUUUCCCCUGAACCUGCAGUAUUCAUCAUAGAGAGAGCCUGCACCGAAACCAGAGUAAAUGAGGCAGCACAGCAGAGACAGUCGCAUGAAUCACCGAAUGGGGUUGAAACAACAACUCACACUGACAAAACGAUAAAGGUGGAAAUUGGCACACCUCUGGAUGACGUUAAGCAGGAAGACUUGCUGACAAGUCAGUUAAUGCUUGGUAAAAAGUGCAGCACCGAAUCACGGAGUAAUGUAGAAAUGGUCACAAAUGUUAAAUGGAAGGAAGACCCUAAUGUUUUACAGUCAGAUGUAACAAGCACAAACAAAACGGCGAGCCAAGAAUUGUCUCCUUCUGGCUCUAUCAGACGGAGGAGGAGGAAGAAGAGGCGACUCAGUGUUGAGCCAGCUGAGUGUGUGCAUGGAUAUGAGAGACAGACUGACUCAGAGAAAGAGCUAUAUGCAUGGAGAGGAGGAAUCGGUCUGUGUGUAUCCGAGGAUACAAAUUUAUUUGAUUUAAAUGAACCACAGAAAAAUGUUAUGUCCUCUUUAACUACAUAUUCUGCCACCAGCAAUCACCCAGUGAAGAUAUCUGCUCAGGACCUAAGAGUAAAUGAUCUUUCUCACUACAGUCCCCCAUGUUACAGUCAAUACCAAUAUUUACCAGAGAGCAUAGACAGACAGGGAAGGUGUAAAGCAACAGGCUCGGCUGAAAAUAAUGCAACUUACAAUCGGUCGGUAACCCCACUGAGUCAAAGUGAUGAUAGUGUAACGUUAGCACAAAAUAACAGUGGUAAUGUGGCAACAAAUAUACUGUCAUUCAGCACAUUACAGGUAGAAGAAUCAACGGGACUGAAUACACAUCCUGUGUUGCCAGUUUCAAUUACUGACAGUGUAACUGGUAUAUCAGACCUGACUACAGAAACAGCAAACUGUGGAAGAGAGGACACUCAUGCAGAGAGUCUUCAUCAUCCUAUAAUUUGUGGUGAACAUGAACAAAAUCCAGAAUCUUGUACAGCAGAGGUCACAUCACUAACUCCCAGUAUUUUACCAAGUGCAGAGUCAAAUGAUCCCGCAGUGGAAGUCAUCCAAAAGGACAAACUAUCCGCUGCUAAGUCAGUCCUGGCUGUAGAGGCUGGAACUCCUGGCAGAGACAACCGCACACUGUGUCAAAAAGAGGCUGAGCCCCAACAACAACUGGAAUUUGAAUGUCACUACACAGACCAAUAUAGCUCUACACUGGAAAAGACUCACUUUCCCCUGUCUACAAAUCAUAUGAGCAGUUCUGACACUCACAACUCGGAGCCGAAGCAAUUCAAAACUACAGCCAGUCCAUUCUUAGAGGUGAUUUCCACUGGAGAGGACUGUGCUGAAUUACCAUUAGAUACCAGCAAUUCAUUGACGGAUAAAUGCUGUCUCUCUGGAAGUAUUAAUAUUACAGCGGAGCAAACAAAACCUCCUCUGGCGCUUCACGCAUUAUCAGAAUUUUAUGUUUUGUCAGAGAAAAACACAACAGCUGAGAGAGCUGAAUUAGCAGGAUCACAAAUAAUGGCUCUUCAUAGUGGGAAUCCAUAUCUCUGUGGUGAAAUUAAUCGAACAGGCAAAAGUCGGAGAGAAACCAAAACGUCCAUGUCUGAAGAUUUACCAACAAGUCUUCCAGAUGUUACACCAGUAUCAUCCUGCUGUACUCUGGACACAGAAUCUGUCAUGUCACUCUCAAAUGAAAAUAUCACAGACGUGUCAGGGAGUUCUUGUAUAUCUGUCAGUCAGAAUGACUUUAGAGGUCAAGGAGAAAAAACAUCACUAAUACUGGCAAAACAUGAGGAAGGAGAUGACACAUUUGGACCCAAAAGCCAGUCUGACACAACAGAUUCAAAAUGUGAUUCAGUGGUUGAAGCAGAAGAUGCCAUCACAGCAUCUAAAGCAGGAUGUGAACCUGAAAAGGCACCAGAUGCAAAACAUUCAGUGUUCGCUAUGUCAUCUUUUUGGAAUGAGAUGGAGAGGCUGACAAUAAAUGAUAUUCUGGGUUUACGAAUGAUCAGCAAAGCUACUCCUCCCAGCUCUCUCACACCUUUACAGGAAAGUGAGGAGACUGAGGUGUCUGAUAUGACGGAUUCAGGCUUUUUUACUCAACUGGAUGAGUCCAAGUUUGAACAAACCAAUGAUACAUACAGUGAUCCUAACUCUGUAGAACCGAGUUCAGGUUUAGGUACGACAUUCAAGUCUUCCUCUUCAAGAGGUGUUAUGUGGGAGAGUGAAUCCACUCCAGUGAGUCUAGGUGCUGAUAUUUACACUGAGAACAUGAUGUUGACAUCUGUUAGUAACAUUUCCCAACCGGUCCUCCCUGGAAGUGCUCAAACAUGCCUCCGAAAGAUUUGUAAAAAUGUAAGCGUGCACAAUCUACAUGCCCUGGAGACUAUCAACUACACAUGGAAAGGCCAAACUUUACAAACCUUAGACAAAGGAGGAGAAUUCGAAAAAGUAAAAGAGUAUUUCACUGAUGGAGACAAGCAAGACAAAGACGUUGACUGUUUGGCUCCAUCUUCGACCGACAGCUACAGAAUCUCUCUCACAGAUAUAUUUCAGUACCUCUUUGGUGGAAUACAAUCGAAUCGAAGCCAACCAGACACAGAUAACAUAACCACCUGCUACAUUGAUGGAAAUUCUGUCCCUGAAACUUAUGAUCAUUUCUUCUCAGAGUUUGAUACAGAAACCUUCUUCUACCCUCUCAUCACAGCAGAAGAUCAGGCCAAAGAUGAGCUGGUUCCUAUCUUUUCCUGCUCUCGCUCAGCUAAUCUGCAGUUCCCUGAGGCUUAUGAUUACUUCUUUGCAUCUUCUUCUUCUGAUGAAGAAUCUGAUGAAGAAGAUACCUGCGGCCCUGUGAGGGUGGUGAACAGGUUCAGCCGUACACCAAGCGCAUCUAAGAUUUCUGAUGUUUAUGAGAAUUUCUUUACAGAUGGCGACCUCAAACAGAAUUUCUUUUGGAAAAACACACUCUCCUUCAGGAAUUUUAGAUUUACUGGAUCUACAGUCCAGAAGGAGGCUCUCUCAAACACUCUUGUACCUGUGAAGCAAAGUGGCAGAUCCCUUCGAAGGACAGUUCAUCCCAUAAAUGCUCUGGGAAAUCAAGAUGUGAUGUUUUCUGAUCCACUUCUCUACCACCUGGAGGAAAGGAUCUCCAGACAACUAGAGCAGCAGCCUUUCAGAUACGGGGACUUAGAGAUGGCUGUUUCAAAUCCAAGGUUGGAUGCCUCUCUCCUGCCUCUCAGACAGUCAGACAUGUGCCUAGUUUGUAUUGCAUUUGCUUCGUGGGUGCUGAAGACUGCGAACCCACAAGUUGGAGAUGCCUGGAAGGCUGUUCUGCUGGCGAAUGUAAGUGCUCUGUCAGCCAUCCGAUACCUGCGUAAAUACGUCAAGAUAGAGGCAGCAGCUGGUGAAAAGAAACUUAAUUACCCUGCCCUGACUGAUUCUUGACAACUCUGCCUCUAAAUACGUCACGACUAAAAUGAAAAAAAAUUCCAAGAGCACCUGAUAUGAGUCAGUGCAGGACCUCAGUCCUUUGAGGAAUUUGUCAAAUGUUUGAUGUGCUGUUACAUGUUUGCACUAUAUGCUUUAUUAAUCUUAAAUUUUAUUAAUCUCUCUUUUGGUAGGUACCGGGAAAUUGUUUAAUUUAAUAGCAGUUGUUUUGCUCCUUGCUAAUUAAAUUGUUAAACAUUUUAAUGUGUGAAAACAUCAGUAUGAAAUAUGAAACCACCACAGUCAAGAUGGGACUUGUGUGUAUUCAUCAGAAAGAAGGCUUUAGACAUUUGUAAAUAAGGUUUCAGUAUGUACAAUAGGAAGAUUAGGAGCAGGUUUACUCAGAGCUGUACAGAGUUUAGAUGUAAGAUGGACAUGAUAAAUGGAUUAACUUGAGGCACGUGAAGAGUUUAGGAUGAUGCUGUUUGAGCCUAUUUGUUUCCAUCACAUUAUAUUUAUUUGGCAGAUGCUUUCAUCUAAGGCGACUUAAGCAUGUUAAAUGUUUCCAAUAACAAUAUUUGAACAUAUUUUAGAAAAUAAGAUCAUAUAAGUAACAUGUGUUGGAAUGUUUUCCAAAAUUUAACAAAACACCUUUACAGUAGUAUAAUUUAUUUGAGGGACUGUAUUCUGUGCCAGUAUCAGUUUUAUAUGUAUGAAGGGCAUUUUAUUUUCAUGAUGGAUCAUUUAUAUAUGACUGUACAGUAUUUUGUCAUACGGGUUGCUCUGUGAGCUCUUGGUGUCUUUCAUUUUAACUACAGUAAACAGCAUCUCGGAGA
This is a messenger RNA of Dicentrarchus labrax (European seabass), 5195 nucleotides long. It is a transcript of the gene perm1a, whose product is annotated as PPARGC1 and ESRR induced regulator, muscle 1. NCBI's taxonomy places the organism in Eukaryota, Metazoa, Chordata, Actinopteri, Moronidae. Gene Ontology annotation, biological process: regulation of DNA-templated transcription; response to muscle activity. Bases 319 to 4377 code for a protein of 1352 amino acids. The transcript is spliced from 4 exons. Gene Ontology annotation, cellular component: cytoplasm; nucleus. The record is from RefSeq and is a predicted model, not a curated record.